This is a messenger RNA of Chlorella variabilis, 1071 nucleotides long. RefSeq lists its product as hypothetical. The record is from RefSeq and is a predicted model, not a curated record. Bases 1 to 1071 code for a protein of 356 amino acids. NCBI's taxonomy places the organism in Eukaryota, Viridiplantae, Chlorophyta, Trebouxiophyceae, Chlorellales, Chlorellaceae. The transcript is spliced from 5 exons.
AUGCAGUCCCGCAUCGCCGACGGCAGGCGAGCGGCGCCGCCCCGCCCGACGCUGCUGGUCGGCGACAUACUGCAGUGCCACGCCGCCUUCGAUCGGCUGCAGCAGCGGGUGCUGGAGCUCUCGCUGGAGCGGCAGGCGUGCAUCGAUGAGACGGCAGGAAGCUCAGUGGAUGCCUGGCGGGACCUGGUGCCUCGCUGCCGUGCUCUGCGCGAGACACUCACCUCGCUGCGGCAGCUGUCCCACUUCACCCGGGAGGUGUACGAGUGUGCUGCCGAUGUGUGCGCCCGUGCACAGGACUGGCCCGAAGCCCUGAAAGCGCUGCAGCAGCUGGUGCACCUCAUUUACCCUGCGCUGGCGGUGCAGCAGCUGCAGCAGCAGCAGCAGCAGCGGUGCUCGCCAGUGCCUGCUGGCCCACCUGGCCUGACCUCCAGCGCGCCAUCGUUACCAGCAGCAGCAGCAGAACAGGGCAGUGGCUGUGCGGCGGUGGCGCGCUGGGCAGACGAGGGCUGCGAUGAGGACGGUGAUGCGGGGCUGCUGGGAGGGCUGGGUGCCGCCCUCGUCGACGGCGCCACGGUGGCGGCAGCCCUGCGACAGCCCGAGUUUCGGCGCUGGCCCGAGGCGGCGGCGGCCCUGUCCCUCUACUUUGCGUGCGUGCAGCAGCAGGCGGGCGAUCGGCUGGACACGCUGACCACGCUGCGGCGCUUUCCUCGGCGCAUCUUGGAGACGCCCGAGGUGCAGCUGGCGCUGCGCCUGCACUCGGCACUGGGUGGGCCCGGCGGCAACUUUGUGUCGCUGUUUAGGCUCCGCAGCAGCGCGCCGCAGCUGGUGCAGCUUGUGACGGUGGCGGCGGCGCAGCGCGGUCGGGAGCAGGCGCUGGUGGUGAUGGCGGCGGCGUACCGCAGCAUCGCGGUGCCCGCAGUCUGUCGCAUGCUGCAGCUGGCGAGCAACACGCGCCAGCUGCUGGCCUGCCUCAAGCUGCUGGCCGACAGGGGCCACCUUGGGGCGCAGCGGGCGCUGGGCGGCUUGCAGCAGGAGGAGCAAGUUUGGGCGGCAACCGUGGUGUUCAAGUGA